AUGGAUUUUAGAUCGAACAACCAUUCUCCAUUCUGCAUUAACUUUCAUCGAAGGCAGCUUAGUGUUUGUCCACAAAAGAAAGAGCCAAUGACAACGAGAAAGGGGAGAAAACGGACGAUGAUUUGUGUCCUUUUAUUUGCGUUGGCAUUCAGUGCAAGUAGCGUCGAAGCGUUUGCUUUUCCCACGCACAGCUUAUCGACAACAAGAGCCACGAACAGUCAUGUGUGGCUGUCCAAUGCACCAGACGGUGCGUCCACUCAUUCCGCUACAGCUCCCGCUACCAAACAGACAGGCAUGAUAGAGAUCGAAUCUCAUGCCGAUUGGAUGGAAUUGUUGUUUGAGUCAGAGUCCGAAUCCUCCAUUACCGCUGUGUUCUUUCAUGCUACUUGGUGCAAGUUUUGCCAACGAUUCCGUCUCCGAUGGAAUCGUCAGCUACGGCUAUGCAGCACGACACCAUCAAAGGCAACGUUUGCCUCGGUGGAGUACAGCGCCAAUCGAAAGUUGUGUCAAUCUCUGCAGGUUGAACAUUUCCCAACGAUCCAAUUUUAUUACCAGGGCGACCUGCUGCAUUCUGCUUCGUGUUCUCCGAAAGGAUUCUCCGGUGUGAAGCAGAGACUGGAGCGUUACUUGGAUAUGGAUCCAGCACAGUUAGAACAAGAAGUAGAAGGUUGGGCCAGUCAAAGCAAUGUCCUGUUGCCUUGA
Messenger RNA from Seminavis robusta, 702 nucleotides. The record is from the annotation of a GenBank genome assembly. Lineage: Eukaryota; Bacillariophyta; Bacillariophyceae; Naviculales; Naviculaceae.